Molecule: messenger RNA, 2741 nt
Organism: Chelonus insularis
Lineage: Eukaryota; Metazoa; Arthropoda; Insecta; Hymenoptera; Braconidae
Product: protein CASC1-like
Exons: 12
Coding region: 66-2429 (787 amino acids)
Cellular component (GO): axoneme
Molecular function (GO): microtubule binding; beta-tubulin binding
Source: RefSeq, a predicted model, not a curated record
ACUAGUUAUUAUUUGUCUUAAACUGUUAAAAAAUAUUUUUCAAAUACUCUUUAUAUUUUUAAAAAAUGUAUACUGACCCACUGGCAACAAUAACAUUUUUUCAUAGCUAUGCUGAAACUACUAAAACUAAAGUUAAACGUAUUGAAGAACGAAAUGUGAUGAUCAAGGAUUUACUAGAAGAGAUUCGUCUUGAAAAGUUGAAAACAGAAAACGAAGCAAUUAUUGAAGAAGAUGAAGCUAAAAAGAGAAAAGAGCAGUUGAAAAAAACCUGGCAUAUAUUGAGUAAAAUUGAAAAACAAGUUGCUGAAGAUGCUUUAAAAGUUAAAGAAGAAGAGGAGUGGAUUCAAUAUAUGACAUGUGACGGUCUUCCAAAUCCUGCAAUUUUAUCAGAAUUGAAUACCUUUGCAUAUUUGCUAAACUCAGAAGAUGAUGUAAUAUCCAUGACGAAUAUAAAUCAAAAGUGUGAAGUCGUUACUUAUGUAAGAGGCAAUUCAGAAAACUUUUCAAUUCUCAUCAUCAAUAAGACUAAUUUUUCUUUUCAGUUAUUGUCGAAGCUAGAUAACGUUAUCGAUUUUUCUUCGGAUAAACCUAAAGAAUAUAUAGAAGAUUUAAAAAAUAUUCGCACUAGCUUCAGAAAUAAAUUGAAGUAUUGGAUAGAUUUAGCGAAUUAUCGUCUCCUUCGUCAUAUAGAAAGAGACAUGAUACGAGAGGAUUUGAAAAAUGCAAGAUACAUAAAAGAAGCCAAUGAAAUGAUUUGCUGUCUCUGGGCUUUGAUAAAAUUACCAAUCAGUAUUAAACAAGUUAAUGAUAAAGAUAGAAAAUCGAUAGAGAUUAAUUUUAAAGAGUUAGAUUUAAUAAUUAAAAUGCCUGUUGAUGUUGAUUGUUAUGCGAAAGCAAUUCGAGCACUUUGGGUUCAAUAUGACCAUUAUUCAGAUCAAGGAUCUUCUUUCUUAAUGCCAGAUGUACCUAAGAAAUAUCAAAUGAAUGAAGAUUUAUUAACAUUUUGCAACAAUGAAUACGAAACGAAACGACAAAUUCGCCAGGAUCAAUUGGAAGGUCGAAAGUUGAGGCUCGAUGAAAAAAAAUUAAUGGUUGAACGUUUAACGAAUCCAGCACAAUUCGUUACAGCAAAGCCUGAUAAAAAAUCUAAACAGUCCAAAAAAGCUGCAGGUCAAGCAGUGAAAGCUAAAAAAACUGAACCAGAACCUGAACCUGAGCCAUUGCCUUAUUUACCAACGCCUGAUGAAAUUAUUCUGCAGAAAGAAGAUGAAAACCGGAAAGAAUUGAGGAAACUUAUGUUCACUCGAUGCGAAAAAACGGAAAUAAAUCUAAGAAAGUAUAAAAUACUUGGUGGAAUAUAUCAUAUUGAUUUGAUUCAUCAACCACCUCAGCCUAAAGAAAUGAGAAGCAAUAUUCAAUUAACAACACUUCAGUUACCCAAAAAACUUCAGUUUGUACAAUUUUCGAGACCAUACAAAGCUCCGCCUCCAGCGCCAGAUUCUGAAAGAACUCCUGAAGUUAUUGAAGCUGAAAUAAAAGCUUUAGAAGCUGCAAUGGAACUUCUUGUACUCGUUACUUUAAAACUUUCUGAAACAGUAUUAUGGUUUGAACCACCUCUAGUAGCCCAUUGGAUUCCCGAGAAAAAAAUUUGGUCAACUCAAGAUGUUCAUGAUAUUAAAUAUAAUGAAGAAAAACAAAUAAUUACAUUCAGAACUGGCAGACUUGGUAUUCAUGGUUUAGCAGCAUUUAAAUUUGUUAAUUUACCAUUUCAAAGUUGGGAAAUGCGACCUGAACCAGGAAAACUUGGUGGAGUUACAUUAAAUAUUUCUGCUGCUGUAGUUCAAGUUGAAUUCAUUGUUAAGGAUAAUUUAGUAUGCUUAAAUUCUGUAGUUGGAGGUCCUGCUUCAGCCUUUCAAGAUCUUAUUGGGAAAUAUAUGAAGCUGGAAUUUCUUAUAAGACAAAUGCGAGCUGGUGGAUGUGAUAUGUUUCCGGAAGAAGAUGCAUUUAGUUACAUUAAAGGAUUGUCAGUGAAACAUCCGGUUGUAAAAAAACAUCUUCAAGCUUGUAUGGGACUAUUAUGUACCGCCUACAUGUUUGCCUGGUCUCGAUGGAACGCUACAGUGACGGCCAGACAAAUCGUUAUGCAAAUAAAAGAAUUACAUGGAUGUAAAACGAAAGAAAAAACGAACAUGAUGCUUUUAGUGACACCUUUACGAACCAUACUAGUUCAGGGUACGGAAGUGGGCUCGGAGUUUAGUGAUAAACCAAUGGACGGUGAAGAGUACAAGUUUUAUGCUGAUGUUUAUCAUCUGGCACUUCAUACAGCGGGAAUAAAGAGUCGACUGUUAAUGAAAAAGGUAUCGUUCAAGCUUGCUUCUACGGUAACAAAGUUACUGGCAGCUACCAAUGUUAUCAGCAUGUCUUCAUAACAGAAGAUGAUGCGAAUACAAAUACAUUGUCUUCAUUCAAAUCAUUUUACACAUAUAACAUAUCCAUUGUCAUGCUUACAAUAAGCUUCUUGCAGUAUGUGUUAUCAGUAAAAACAUCAGAUAAAUGAAUAAUUGAUCAAUUGACGUAGAAAUAGAGAGAACUUUCAAAUCUGAUAACAUCUUAAUGGGAUUAUUAUCUUAUUUCGUAUUUAAAAAUACUUUAAAGGAUUCUUUUAUCAUAUUGGAAAUAUUUCCAGGUAUUCUGCAACUAUCCAAAAGUCUAGACUGAUCGAUGUCUCUCUGAAAUUAAGA